AUGAGAUCAUUGAUGCAGCUGCUGCUCCUGACGCUGUUUUUGGCCAUGCCGACGCUGGGCCGCAAGGUGAAGCGGAAGGAGGGGCACUAUCACCUGAACGUGCCACCACCACCCCCGCCUCCCUCACACCAGGGUCAGGGGCCAGUGACUCAGCAGACGGCAGUCAUCGAACACGAGGUUCCGCCUUACACCUUUGAGGCUAUCAACCACGACGAGUUUGAGGUGGCCAAGACCAAGCUACCACACUACGAGAGCUCCGACUACAUAGUUCACACACUGCACAACGGUGGAGGAGGUGGAAGCGGGGGAUAUCUGGCCGACAAUGGACUACGCAGCAUAGCCAAGGGAUCAGCGGACCAGGCUCUGUCCGCCGUGGCCAGUCAAAAUGCAGCCGGCAAGCAGGCUUCGUAUGUAGCCAAGAGCACUCUGGCCCAGGCAGCGGCGCAGGCGGCCGGCACAGCCGUGGCUGUGCUGAAAGGCAAGGAGGUGUUGCUCCACCGCCUUGAGGAUCAGAGCGUGGAAGCCCACAAGGCGAUGGAGAACGAACUGACCCAGCUGCAGCAAGCCAAAAGAUCGGCAAAGGCAGCCCAGUAUGCAGCCCAGCAGGCUAUCAAUCAUGUCAGUGUCUUAACUGCCGCCCUCAACAAUGCUCAAUCCGCAUCAGAACUGGCUCAGAAAGCAGCUUCCGAGGCAGCCGCCGAGCUAGCCUCCCAAAUUGAUAUGGUGGCCCAGGCCAAGGCUAAACUGGAGCACGCCGAAUCUCAUGCUUACGCGGCUCGCCUGGACUAUGAGGAAACCCGCGAUGCCGCAGAAAAGGCUACGCUGUCGGCCCAGGAGGCACAGCUCAAUGCCAACGAUGCAGCUAUCCAUGCGAACGUCGAGCUCAGUGAGUCAGUCCAAAUCCACGACAAGAGCGACCGGCAUCCGGGCGAGCCCCCUAGGAAUCAUCGACGGCCGUGA
Messenger RNA from Drosophila serrata, 960 nucleotides. RefSeq lists its product as uncharacterized. Lineage: Eukaryota; Metazoa; Arthropoda; Insecta; Diptera; Drosophilidae. The record is from RefSeq and is a predicted model, not a curated record.